AUGGGUGAUGAAUAUGAUGGUUGCGAAUGUGUGUGGUCACAUGAGUGGGCCAUGCAAAGGCUAUUAAAUUUUAUACGUCAAAAUCAAAAUGAAUGCACCGAUACGAAUUGCAUUGAUGUUACUGGAAGAUUGCAGCAACCCGGCGGUUCAUCAACCGGUGGUGAAGAGGGCAAUUUUACCAUGAUGACUAUGAUUAUGAUCUUUGCUAUGGUCAUGUAUUUCAUAAGACCAGAGUCGAUACUGAAGCUAACCAAUAGCAACAAACGAAAUGGUGGCAAUCCAAAUGGAAAUAAUGGUGGCGGUGGACCGCCACCACCAACACCGCCGGCGGUUAACUAAUACAUUCAAAUGA
This is a messenger RNA of Musca vetustissima, 352 nucleotides long. RefSeq names its product small integral membrane protein 14. The transcript is spliced from 3 exons. Lineage: Eukaryota; Metazoa; Arthropoda; Insecta; Diptera; Muscidae. Gene Ontology annotation, cellular component: endoplasmic reticulum. The coding region runs from base 1 to 339 and encodes 112 amino acids. The record is from RefSeq and is a predicted model, not a curated record.